Messenger RNA from Zalophus californianus (California sea lion), 2715 nucleotides. It is a transcript of the gene FERMT3, whose product is annotated as fermitin family member 3. Gene Ontology annotation, biological process: regulation of cell-cell adhesion mediated by integrin; cell-matrix adhesion; platelet aggregation. Lineage: Eukaryota; Metazoa; Chordata; Mammalia; Carnivora; Otariidae. Gene Ontology annotation, cellular component: cell-substrate junction. The coding region runs from base 353 to 2344 and encodes 663 amino acids. The transcript is spliced from 15 exons. Gene Ontology annotation, molecular function: integrin binding. The record is from RefSeq and is a predicted model, not a curated record.
GGGGCCACAAACAGAGCCCUGGGCAGCCUGCUGGCAGUUCGCUUCCUGCACCCAGUGCCGGCCCUCCCUGGGGAGGGGCUGAGCCCGCCCUGCUCGUGAUAAGGCGCAAGGGCUGCUCUCCGAAGAAAGCUCCAAAGAGAAAGCAAAGGGGGAAGGAAGCACUCACUGAGCUGCAGGUGUUUAGACUGUGGCCAGGAGUGGCUGACACUCCAACCCCCUGCACCUGCAGCCCCCAAACCCUUACAGGCAAGGUCACCACAGGGCCACUUCUACUUGAACGUGGGCAGCCUACAAGGCCCCGGCACCCUGCCCACCGUGCCUCCUUCCCAGCCUCCGGAGAGCCGCCACAACCAUGGCGGGGAUGAAGACGGCCACCGGCGACUACAUCGACUCGUCCUGGGAGCUGCGGGUGUUCGUGGGAGAGGAGGACCCGGAGGCCGAGUCUGUCACCCUCCGGGUCACGGGGGAGUCGCACAUCGGCGGGGUGCUCCUGAAGGUCGUGGAGGAGAUUAAGCGCAAGCAGGACUGGUCGGACCACGCCAUUUGGUGGGAGCAGAAAAGACAAUGGCUGCUGCAGACGCACUGGACACUGGACAAGUAUGGCAUCCUGGCAGAUGCCCGCCUCUUCUUUGGGCCCCAGCACCGGCCCAUCAUCCUGCGGCUGCCUAACCGCCGGGCCCUGCGCCUGCGAGCCAGCUUCUCCCAGCCCCUCUUCCAGGCCGUGGCCGCCAUCUGCCGCCUCCUCAGUAUCCGGCACCCUGAGGAGCUCUCUCUGCUCCGGGCUCCUGAGAAGAAGGAGAAGAAGAAGAAGGAGAAGGAGCCAGAAGAGGAGUUGUAUGACUUGACCAAGGUCGUCCUGGCUGGGGGCGUGGCACCUGCAUUGUUCCGGGGGAUGCCAGCCCACUUCUCAGACAGCGCCCAGACCGAAGCCUGCUAUCACAUGCUGAGCCGACCGCAGCCGCCGCCGGACCCCCUCUUGCUCCAGCGCCUGCCUCGGCCCAGUUCCCUGUUGGACAAGACCCAGCUCCACAGCAGGUGGCUGGACUCCUCACGGUGCCUCAUGCAGCAGGGGAUCAAGGCCGGGGACAUGCUCUGGCUGCGCUUUAAGUACUACAGCUUCUUCGACCUGGAUCCCAAGACAGACCCGGUGCGGCUGACCCAGCUGUAUGAGCAGGCUCGGUGGGACCUGCUGCUGGAGGAGACCGACUGCACUGAGGAGGAGAUGAUGGUGUUCGCAGCCCUGCAGUACCACAUCAACAAGCUGUCCCAGAGCGGGGAGGUGGGCGAACCAACUGGCACAGACCCGGGGCUGGAUGACCUGGAUGCAGCCCUGAACAACCUGGAGGUGAAGCUGGAGGGGUCGGCAUCCACAGAUGUGCUGGACAACCUCACCACCAUCCCAGAACUCAAGGACCAUCUCCGGAUCUUCCGGCCCCGGAAGCUAACCCUAAAGGGGUACCGCCAGCACUGGGUGGUGUUCAAGGAGACCACCCUGUCCUACUACAAGAGCCAGGAUGAGGCCCCGGGGGACCCCAUUCAGCAGCUCAACCUCAAGGGCUGCGAGGUGGUCCCCGAUGUCAAUGUCGCAGGCCAGAAGUUCUACAUCAAACUCCUAGUACCCUCCCCUGAGGGCAUGAGUGAGAUCUACCUGCGGUGCCAGGAUGAGAAGCAGUACGCCCACUGGAUGGCCGGCUGCCGACUGGCAUCUAAGGGCCGCACCAUGGCAGACAGCAGCUAUACCAGCGAAGUGCAGGCCAUUCUGGCCUUCCUCAGCCUGCAGCGGACAGGGGGCGGGGGCUCAGGCAACCACCCCCAGGGCCCUGACGCCUCUGCCGAGGGCCUCAACCCCUACGGCCUUGUUGCCCCCCGCUUCCAGCGAAAGUUCAAGGCCAAGCAGCUCACCCCACGGAUCCUGGAAGCCCACCAGAACGUGGCCCAACUUUCGCUGUCCGAAGCCCAGCUGCGCUUCAUCCAGGCCUGGCAGUCCCUGCCCGACUUCGGCAUCUCCUAUGUGGUGGUCAGGUUCAAGGGCAGCAGGAAGGAUGAGAUCCUGGGCAUCGCCAACAACAGACUGAUCCGCAUCGACUUGGCCGUGGGCGACAUGGUCAAGACCUGGCGCUUCAGCAACAUGCGCCAGUGGAAUGUCAACUGGGACAUCCGGCAGGUCGCCAUCGAGUUUGAUGAGCACAUCAACGUGGCUUUCAGCUGCCUGUCGGCCAGCUGCCGCAUCGUGCACGAGUACAUCGGGGGCUACAUUUUCCUGUCGACGCGGGAGCGGGCCCGUGGGGAAGAGCUGGACGAAGAUCUCUUCCUGCAGCUCACAGGUGGCCAUGAGGCCUUCUGAGGCCCGUCUUAGCGCCCCGACUUUGCUCACUACCUGCUGUGGCCACGCCCAAGCCCACACCCUCUCCAGACAUGCACCGAGCUGGGCACAUUCACCUGCUGUCCCUGGCUUUGUGCAGACCAGGGACCUAACCGGGCCAGACUCUGCCAUCCCCCAGGCUAGGGAGGGCGGGUUAUGAGCUCGUACAAUGCCUGCCCUCCCCUUGUCCGAGUGGCCAGGACCAACACCGCUGACCCAGCUUGAGUUCCUGAGCACACGAGGACCAAUGGCUGUAGCUACGGGAUGAUGAUAAUUCAUGGUUUCAAACUGGAGCUUCUUUUUUGUUAGCUUUUCACAUUUUUUUUAAAUAAAUAUUUUAUUGUUGGAUCAUC